Molecule: messenger RNA, 912 nt
Organism: Phalaenopsis equestris
Lineage: Eukaryota; Viridiplantae; Streptophyta; Magnoliopsida; Asparagales; Orchidaceae
Exons: 1
Coding region: 1-912 (303 amino acids)
Source: RefSeq, a predicted model, not a curated record
AUGACGACGACGACACGAACCCUUGCCGCUUCCUCCCGCACCACCGGCAGCUACCCCGUCGUCUUCCCUCGAGUCUGCUUCUCCUUCGCCGCAUACUCCAAAUCAAUCAUCAACCAUCUCCGAUCAUGCGGCGUCCCCAUCGCCGCAGGUCUCUCCGAAGACGAAUUCGCCGCCAUCGAAUCCACUCAUCACUUCCAGUUCCCCCCCGAUCUCCGCUCCAUCCUCCGCGAAGGCCUCCCAAUCGGACCCGGAUUCCCCAAUUGGCGCUCCGCCUCUUCGAAUCAGCUCCAGACCCUCCUCUCCCUCCCGAUCUCCGGUCUAAUUCAUGAAAUUUCCCGUCCCGGCGGCGAUUUCUGGCCGUCGGCGUGGGGCACCAGACCGGAAUCCCUAGCCCAAUCAAUCGCAAAGGCCCGAUUCAUUCUUUCCGGAGCGGCGCAAUUGGUUCCGGUGUAUCGCCAGUUCUACAUCGCCGCCAACCCUAACAUUGCCGGAAACCCCCUUUUCUAUAUCCGCGGCGGCUAUGUACGCUGCUGCGGAUUCGAUCUCGCCGAUUUCUAUCGACGCGAGGAGGUAUGUUUAUCGCCGGCGACCGCGCCGGCGUGGACUGCGAAGGAGGCGAGGAAGGUUGAGGUGUGGUCGGAACUCGCCGACAGCGGCGGCGGGCAGAGAGGGGUGGAGGAGUUGAUGGAGGAGUUGGGGAGAAGACUGAGGGAGGGAGGGUGGAGCGAGGAGGACGUGAGAGAGAUGAUCGGUGCGGGAGGAUCGGACGGUUGCGAUGAGGUGCGGGGAGAUCGGAAGGUGGUGAGUGAUCAGGAGGGGGUGAUGUGGCACCUGCAGAGGCUUGCAGAGGUAUUGCAUCGUGCUGGAUGGAGCGAAGAAGAAGUGAUAUAUGUUAUAGGAGAUAGAGCUUAA